UUGGAGUUCCUCCGUGAAGUCUCAUCCGCAGACGAGGUUCUCUUCACUCCAAGCAGAGUUCCGAUGGCUGACUAGGGAGCUGUUCCUGUCGACGUCAACUUUGUUGUUCCUCCAAAUCAGCGCUCGUCGUCUCAUUCUCCCAAACCAUCAUCGUCGGUCGGCUCCUCGUUUGCCUGCCAGGCUCUGAGCCAGCUUGCCAACGAUCUCGUCGCUACUGUAAACGUCAGCUGUGAGUGUGCUCCGUGCAGCCCCGACGAGCAGGGUUUGACAGCGCCCGAGAAGAAAAGUUCCAAGCAGUGAGGAGAGUCGCUGCCACCGAUACCAGUGUCCCGAUGGCGAACGCCCCGCUCGAGACCGGGGCGGCGGUGGCCCCCGCGGUGCACUCGAAGCCUACGGGAGCCCCAAAGACUCCCGAACGAACACCGGGAAAAACGCAGCAAGAUGAUGAGUUCCUCGUCGAGUGGGGCUUCGAUCUCGACACGCUCUACAAAAUGGCCAAGCAAUUCUUCUGUCAAAACGUGGGCAAGGCUUUCCAUGUGUCCUACGAGGACAAGACUAAACUCGUCGCCUACACCCAACAAGUCAAACACGGCGUUUACGAUAACUCGAAAAUCACCGCCGUCGGCUACCUGGACGUCAUCGGCCAAGAUCGUCAUGAUGCAUGGCUUGCGCUGGGUGACAUGGAUGCCACCACGGCGAAGCAAGAGUUUGUGGCAUUGCUUCACGACCGUUGUCCCCUUUUCCGACCUUUCGUUUGCGCACACAAGGCGAGCUUACAGCAACAAGAGCAGAUACAGCGAGAACCGCAGCAGACAGGCGGCGUGUCUUCGUCGCCGUCUUCCACGGCUUCCAGCCCAAUCCAUAAUUCUAGUCCGAACGAAGAGCUGAUUAGGGCCGCUCUUAAUCAACAGACCUUCGGUCAAUUCACUGCAUACGCAGCCCAACAAUAUCCCCAGAGCCCUGAGCACCAACACAUGGUCAUCAAACAACUUCAAGAAGAACAUUUCAAACAGUACAUGCGACAACUGGCGGAACAAACGGCAGCGCUCUCGCUGAACGGUCACCGGAAUCAGUCGGGACCGGCGGGGGAAGUAGCCCCGGGAGAAGCAGUGCUACAUUCCGAGCUCCCGAGUUCGACGGUUACAACUCAUUGCACUGAGAUCCCCGAGAACGAUGAACGCCUGCAGCCUUAUCACGAGCACCACAACCACGGAACGACCGAGGUAUCGGACAAUGAUUCGGACGAGGACGGUUCUCUAAUCUCCGUUGCCGAACCGACGAUGUGGACCCGGAAAGAAAUCGUCGAGUUCAAAGAGGACAUCAGAGAAGAAGGAGGUGACAGCAUCAUCAAGGUUGGACACGGAGAGACCGUCACCGUGCGAGUUCCCACUCAUGCGGAUGGACAGUGCCUGUACUGGGAAUUUGCGACCGACACCUACGACAUCGCUUUCGGUGUUUAUUUCGAAUGGAAUAAAACGCCUGGAAACACCGUGUCCGUUCACAUCAGCGACUCGGAAGAUGAGUCAGGCGAAGAAGAGGACGACACGACUGAGACCGAUAUUGAAGCCGUCAAACCAGCCGUCGACCUCGAGCCUCCCUCGUCGAUCAUCAUCCCUAUCUAUCGUCGCGAUUGUCACCAUGAGGUUUAUGUCGGUCGACAUCAGUAUCCCGGCCAGGGAAUUUAUUUAUUGAAGUUCGACAAUUCCUACUCCCUCUGGCGAGGGAAGACCCUGUACUAUCGCGUGUACUACACGAGAUAGCCGCCUUAAGGCAAGAGUACCGUGUCGGGCACCAACUGGUGCUCAAUGUUUAUCUGUCUGUUGAGUUUUGAAUGCACUAAAUACCCCUCCGAACUGAAACUUACUAGUCAUCAAUGAGCGGAUGAUCGAGCCGACAAGCCAGCCAGCCAAGUAACCCACCCACUAACAACCAAGCCUUCGAUGCCUAGGUAACUCAAUGAGUUUUGGAUGUAAAUUCGGAGAGCGGACGUUUAGACCCAGCUUAAUAUAUUCUUCCAAACAACGCGAGCGAGAACAUGUCAUUUUCCGAAUGUCCAUUCGUGUACUCA
Molecule: messenger RNA, 2068 nt
Organism: Galendromus occidentalis (western predatory mite)
Lineage: Eukaryota; Metazoa; Arthropoda; Arachnida; Mesostigmata; Phytoseiidae
Product: Golgi resident protein GCP60
Exons: 6
Coding region: 333-1760 (475 amino acids)
Cellular component (GO): Golgi membrane
Molecular function (GO): fatty-acyl-CoA binding
Source: RefSeq, a predicted model, not a curated record